Molecule: messenger RNA, 1815 nt
Organism: Linum trigynum
Lineage: Eukaryota; Viridiplantae; Streptophyta; Magnoliopsida; Malpighiales; Linaceae
Source: the annotation of a GenBank genome assembly
GAACCUCUCAAGAAUUGGUUUCUCCUACUCAGCAAUCUCCAACCCUCGAGCUAAAAAGAAAGAAAUUGCCUUGCUUGGUUUGGUUGGUCCAUAGAAAGAUCCAAUUCAUCCCCAACUAUCACAAUUUGUCCAACUAGUCGACACAAUUCCAUUCUCUUCUUCCCUAACCUUUUCCCCAAACCCCUUUCUUCCAACCUCCCCAAACCACCUUUUCCCCUUAAACACAUCCAUACAACUAGCACAGUCCACUUUCCAGUUUCCCCCCGUCUUUAAAUAUCCCAAAACCCAUUUCCCCCUUCCUCCUUCUCCAUCAAAAUGGGACUCAUGCCCGGCGGCGGCCACCACCACCACCACUCGGGAAGAAUCAACGACGACCCAUCAUCGGAAUCCCACCGCCACCCAUCCCUCACUUCACAGCUCAGCCUCCCCACAGUCCCUUCUCUAACCAACCCUCAACCGCCACAUUACUCCUCUUACACCCUCAUAACCACCCUCAAGGGUCACACCUCCUACCUCUGCUCCCUCACCGUCUCCGGCGAAAUCCUCUACAGCGGCUCCUCCGACCAAGAAAUCCGCUCCUGGCCCCGACACCACCACUGCUCCGACCAAGUACUCGAACGCGAUGACAACGUGGUCGCAGAAGGGAAAGGGGCCGUGAAAUCGAUGGCCAUCGCCGACGACAAGCUCUUCAGCGCCCACCAGGAUCACAAAAUCAGAGUCUGGAAAAUCUCCUCCGACCACCAGAAUCACAAAUUCCAGCGUAUAGCCACUCUGCCUACAUUGACCGACCGCGCGGCCAAAAUCCUGUCCCCGGGGAACCAGGUCCAAAUCCGCCGCCACAGAUCGUCCACGUGGGUCCACCACGUGGACGCGGUGGCGGCCCUCGCCCUGUCCCACGACGAGCAGUUCCUGUACUCCGUGUCGUGGGACAGGACCCUCAAGGUCUGGCGCGCCGCCGGCGACUUCAGGUGUCUGGAGUCGCUGGCGAGCGCGCACGACGACGCGAUCAACGCCGUCGCGGUGUCGUCCCGCGACGGCGGGACGGUGUACACGGGAUCCGCGGACACGCGGAUCAAGGUGUGGAGGAGAGACGAGUCGGGAAGUGGGAGGAAGCAUUUGUUGGUGCUGGCGGAGACGCUGGAGAAGCACAAUUCAGGGGUCAAUGCUCUGGCUCUCAGCGAAGACGGCUCUGUUCUGUACUCCGGCGCCUGCGACAGGUCGAUUCUGGUGUGGGAGAGGAAUGGGGAUGGGGAGAUGGUGGUGGUCGGAGCGCUGAGGGGGCACGCUGAGUCGAUUCUGUGCCUUUUUGUGGUGUGUGAUCUGGUGUGCAGUGGGUCGGCGGAUAGGACGGUGAGGGUGUGGAGGGCCGCCGGCGGCGGCGGGGUUGAUCGGAAGUACGCUUGCUUGGCUGUUUUGGAAGGACACGCCGAGCCGGUGAAGUGCUUGACGGCGGCGGUGGACUGUUCGGACGAUGAGUAUAUGUCGUGUUCUGUUUACAGUGGAGGGUUGGACUGUGAUAUCAAGGUGUGGCAGAUCAGUGUCCCUGUUUUGUAGAAGACUCUGCUUCUUCGGUGGGAUCUUUGGUUGCAGUUUCAGAUUCAUGGGUUUUUUCCUCCCUUUAUUUUAUUUUUAUUAAUUUCCGUGUAGAUUGUCCCUUUUGGGGAGACUAAUUUUGUUUAGAGGGCAGUAGAAGGCGAAUUGGAUACCAAGGAGUAUGAGAUUUUCAAUGAUGGUUAGGCCAAAGCCAGAAUUAUGAGUUUGAUGAACGUUGUGUUCUAUACAUUAUCACUAGGUCAAUUAAUCUGAGGAUUUCAA